AGUCCAAAACUUCCAAUGGGUUUGUCCACAGCUCACAGCCUCAAGUGCUAUGUCUGUGAAGGAACCGAAGAUGACUGCAGUAAGAAGAAACUGGAAGCAAACAAGGACAGCAAUUCGCAAGACUGUCCAUCCGGAAUGAAUGAAUGCAUGAGGGUCUGGGCAAAAAAAGACGGCAAGACUGCAGUGGCUAACUCUUGUUCCAAUAGUCUCGGUUGUGAUGCUGCCAAAAAAGUAUGUGACGACGCUAAAGACGGAGAAUGCGCAGUGGGCUGCUGUGACAGCGACUACUGUAACGCGGGCUCUUCAGUUUCUGUUAGUGUGAUCCUGAUGACCGUUAGCUCUGCCUUAGGUCUGCAUGGGAAACAAAUGACGGAUACAACUGAAGGUAAUCGGCUUCUGACAAUCGCUCAAUAUCAAAGAAACCUUCCAGAUAUUAUUUAUUCUUUGAUAUUGCUUUUGAGAAGAAACAAUUGCUCGUUUUUCCGGUUUGCUACCUCUAGUCAUGAAAGAGUUCGAACAGAACCGUGA
Stylophora pistillata is the source of this 528-nucleotide messenger RNA. RefSeq lists its product as uncharacterized. The record is from RefSeq and is a predicted model, not a curated record. Lineage: Eukaryota; Metazoa; Cnidaria; Anthozoa; Scleractinia; Pocilloporidae.